AUGCCUCCUUUUAUGUGUUCUAUCAAAAGUUUGCAAGUCUGUCACUCCAUUCUUGUGACCAGAGACAAGGUCAAGUAUCCCAGGUCCAGAGAUUUUGUCAUUGUCAGCAAGCAAGCUGGAGAAAUCAUGCAUAAAGUGUACGCAACUCAAGAAAAAGGAACAUACCGAUAUUUUGUCGCUGUAAGGGCCUCGUUGGAAGAUGUCAUCCAGUAUGCCAACUUUAACCAAACAGUUCCUGUCCGUUCCCUCAUGGAUGACAGGACGCUUGAGCACAUGCCGGAAAAACGCAUUUUUAAAAUUGCCUCUGCGUGGGAAGGAGCAGCCAUUAGAGGUUCCUUAGUUCACUUGGUAAAAGAUGAUCAUGUUUUUAAAUGUCUUGGACAUUGGUACAAUGUGACCAUAAGACCUGUGGCGUCUCAGUACAUUGUGCUACGACAGAGUAUGUCAAAACACAUUGGCGUUGGCGAUGUCGUCGUCGGCAGGGAAAGUCAGGGCUUCCUCGAGGACAUAGAGGAUGUUGUAACAGAAUCUGAGGCUGUGACGUAUCACGCCAAAGUGAAGACGUGUAGUCAGGCUAUGUCUUUUAGUUUAAUUGCUGUCUCUCCUGUCUCCACAUCUAUCACUAUGUACUGUCACGGCGGAGAACAGAAUGACAGAAGCCUGCACAUUAGUGAGUCAGUGAAUCAAGAGACGGCGCCACCAGUCGUAGGCGACGUCAUUCCAGGACGUACAUCUGGCGCCUUUCUCGGUCAGGUUAUUUCAAGGUUUGAGAAAGGGGGCUACAUUUUCCUGGAGUGUAUCCCCAUCCAGGACUUAAACAAAGACACAGUGCUGACGUCUGCUCCCUACACUGCUUUCCACCCCGACAGACGACUGAACAACCAAAUAUCCACUGAUGGCAUAUUUACAUCACUGAAAAAGGAGGCGGUGUUUGAGACAACUUCAGCGUUGAGAAAGCAGCUGUCAGUUGACAUGAAUAUAGUGGUGACAACAGGACUGCAGCUCCAUCUACAGUCCACAGUUCCAAAAGCACAGAAGAUAGGGAUCCGACUGGAGGCAACCAUUGACUACAAUAUGAACAACAGUUAUGAAGCAUUGGUCAGAUACACCGAAGUCAACGAAGAUCAUUAUCUUGUAUCUAAACGUACAUCUCUUGGCGUGCACUGCUUGGCUAUCUCACAAGACGUCUGCUUGCCUCUUAAUAUUGCUCUCCUCAACAUGAAGUACAGUUUUACGGCAACAUCCCAGGCGACUGACGUGACACAUGACGUAGAUCACACAGAUGACAUGGGCAAUGUUCAUAUAAACGUUGACAUAGAACCAGCAUUGCACGUGCAGUUUCCCAGUGCCUCGGAUACCAUAGUUUACUACCUCGUCAACCUUUCGCUAGUUCUCCGUUUUCUAGAGAAUUUGAUAGCCUGCGUGUCCAUGUCACUGUGCGGACGGUUUGCCACGGGAGAUGAACGCAGACGUUGUGGCUGUGAGUGUCCAAAUGGCGGUUAUGGUACGGUUAAACCUGAUGGUGGCUGUCAUUGUUCAUGUGAAUGUAAAAACUGCCAGGACUCGGUUAUAGCUAGUGAUGGAACGUGUUACUGUCCGAAUGAUAUCUGCCCGGUGUGUGACUCUGCCUACGAGCCUGUGUGGGAAGACUGUCGUUGUGUUUGUCGUGAGAAGACCCAGUGUGGACUGUACCCUGCCUGUGUACGAGGUCGACGUGGAGGGCAGUGUGACCAGCCGGACUGUGAGCCAUGCAGUUUUCAGACAGACAACGGGUUGCAAGAAUGUUUCGGCAAUGGUGUUUGCACCCCUCAAUCGUACUUCUGUAGCUCCAGGUGUGUGUGUUCCCAAUUCUGGACCGGCGUCUGUUGUAAUGUCAGAAUACCAAGAAACAUGGGAGGUGUUCCUCACUUACAGACAGCAGAUGGUAUAUCCUACGACUACCAUGGUAUUGGAGAGUUCUGGGACUGUAUGAGUACAGCUAACGACUUUGGCGUACAAGUCAGGUUCUUCGGCUAUAAACAAGCAUCACUGGUCGGUGACGCCGCGGUCAAGGUCGGCCACAGUGUGGCCACCAUUACUACACCGGCCAAUGCUACUGAAACCACUCUUCCUACUUUAAGAAUUGACGGGCUAGUCCAGAACAUAACCAAAAACAAGACAAGAUUGACGCUUAACAAUGACACCGUCACUGUAGAUAUUGCUAAGGUCAGGAACAAUGCCACUGGUGCCGUGAUGAUGAUUGCAAUCCAGUAUGACACCGGUUGUCCUGGUCAGUGUAAUGGUAAAGGGAGGUGUGUGAACAGCACUUGUCAAUGUAACGACGGCUGGACUGGAACUGACUGCUCUACAGGUUCCUGUGGUGCCUGCGUCAAUGGUGUAUGUGACAGCGGUUUCUGUGUGUGUACUGUGGGCUGGGAAGGGACAGCCUGUGAACAGAAAGCUACGUGUCUGUAUGUGAAUAACUGCACUGACGAGGACCACGGUGUGUGUUACAGGACCAACAGGUGUCGCUGUUUACCAGGAUUUGUGGGUAGUGACUGUAGCAUCGUUGCAACUUGUUUCAACGUGUCUGAAUGCUCCAGUCACGGGGUCUGCGUGGACUUCGACGUAUGCAAAUGUGACAGCGGAUGGGCGGGGCCAAAUUGCACAGAGUUUUCUUGUGAACGUCUGGCGGCUUGCUCAGGCCACGGUCAGUGUAAAGGAUAUGACGUAUGCAGUUGUGACAAUGGUUGGCAAGGAGACAGCUGCGCUCUGCCAGACUGUUCUUCAAAUAAUGACUGCUCCCUACACGGGGUGUGUACGUCACCUCACACGUGCACGUGUUAUGACGGUUACCAUGGUGAAAACUGUACCGCAGUGAAAAAUUGCACAUCGUUAAAUGACUGUAGUGGCCACGGUAUAUGCGCUGCCUUAGAAGGGAAUGAUACGGCUGUUAUGUGCAGGUGUUUUGAAGGCUACCAUGGCGACACGUGUGACGCCGUCUCAUGUUCUACUGUAAACAACUGUUCAGGACACGGUGCGUGUUUGGAGCCCAACCUCUGUAACUGUGACACAGGCUUCGGGGGAAAUGACUGCUCUAAUUUCUCAUGUGAAGCUCUUGGAUACUGCUCUGGCAAUGGACAGUGUGUAUUAUUGGACACGUGCUUGUGUUCUGCUGGCUGGCUGGGUGAACGCUGUGACGGGCCCGUCUGCCGUGAUGUGGCCAACUGCUCUGGUAAUGGAAGUUGUGUCUCGCCUAACCAGUGCGAGUGUCUGGAUGAAUACGACGACGUCGACUGUUCUAUUAGAAUUGGUUCGAACUAUCACAGCCCAAAGUUUGCAUACAACUGGUACAAUGGCACUGUGCCGGAGAAUGCCCCACCAGGGACUAUUAUCGUGCUUCAAGAGAACAUUACCAUGAUUAACGCGACAGACUUAGAUACAGGGCGAAAUGGCAAACUUGAGUAUACUUUCUCUGGAAGCAACGGAGCGGAGCGGUUCUUCAACAUGGACAGUCAGGGACAGUUAUCAGUGGUAGCCAAACUGGACUACGACAGUCUUCCGCAGGAGUUCAUUAUGACAGUAGUGGCAUCUGACAAGGGCGUACCGCCCAAGAGUGCUGCCACCAAGGUCGCCAUCAUUGUCCAAGACGUCAACGACAACGCUCCACUUUUCCAGUUGUUUGGUUUUCCAGAGAUUCCAGUGAAUGCCAGUGGCGAGCUAGGACGAACGGUAGGGCGGUUCCUGGCCACAGACAAAGACAGUGGGUCGUACGGAACGGUUCGACACUCUAUAACCAACGAGAGCAACCCUGAUGCUGUAUUUGCUGUCAAUGAAGACACCGGAGAGCUGAUCGUCGUGCGUUUCCCAGCCCAGUAUCGAUAUGACCUUACCAUUUUGGCGGAGGAUGGAGGAGAACCACCAAAGUCCGCCAUCUUGCCUGUUGUUAUUUCUGUCUACGGACACCUUGUUGAGGAACGAAAUGAUACAGUCGUUGUGAACCCUACGACUAACACCGUAGCACCGGUUUCCACUACCCUUGGGAGUUCUUCAACCACGGGCACCCAGGGUGAAGUGACAAGUGGUGAGACAGUACCAUCGCCGAAGACGACGACAACACAAGCCACUGUGGUAAAGUCCCCACAAGAACCAUGGUACCAGACGGUGGGCUUCAAGGCCGGCGCAGGCGCAGUGGGCGGAAUGGUGGCACUGUGCCUAAUUGCUGUUAUUGCCUAUCGCUGUGUCUGGGGACAGAAAUAUAAAGUCAGCUCAAUGCCAGAGCAUCCCCGUAGGUCGCCCCCCAUGGCCUACACACACCAGAUGACAUCUAUCGGGGCAAACAAAUACAGGAGACAUCCGCAACAUUGAGGACAUUGAUGCCUCGGCGGAUAGUGAGAACGAGACCGACUUCGCUUCAUUUCCACCUGGGAGACAUGCUUUUAGCAAUCAGGCAUUCACUUAGACAAUGUUUUAUUUUCUCAGAUAUUAUAAACAAUGCUUUAGAUGCAAACACUAAAGUGCUGAUGACAAUACAUGCGAUAUCUGAUCUGUGCCGGCUUUGAUUUUGACAUAUGAAUGUUAGAUGCGCAGAUCCAAGAAAACUAGGAAAAUUAUUUGGAAAUGAAAUGAAUGUUUUGAUUAUUACGGUGCUUCAAGAUAAUAAAUUUGUGACAAAAAAGAACAGCAAAUGAUUAAAAUUACCAGAACGGUUUAAAAUAUCAACUUAAAUUUACAAAGAAAUCCUGAGAAAUUAAUGGUAGUCAAAAUUAGGAAUUAUUAAUUGGUCAUAAUAUAUUAAGGAAGAAACGCUGCUAGUUUACUUACUGCUUGCUGCAUUAAUUGUGAUAUGGUUGGAUCACGGAACAACAAGAAUAAUUCCAUGCGUUAUUAUCAGUUACAUACGGGACCAACUGACAUUUAAAAUUUUUAUGAUUUUAAUUUAUUAAUAUUGAAAUUUCCCCAAUUAUGAAAUUUUCAAAAAGCGUAAAACCCACUGGUACUGUUUUUGUAUCAUAUAACCUACUGCUUGUUCAGUGAGGUCACACAAUGAAAGUCAUUGGUUGUUGAUUGAAAAAUCAAAUAAAUAGUUCACUUAGUGCAGGCAAAAUAUACCCUUUGCUUGAAUUAAAAUGCUCAACCUCGAAUAACAUUUAAAAACCCCGUGUUAAUCCCCUACACCCCACCUUGGCAAACUCAUUGCAUGAAAGUGGUAGGUUGUCAUAGAUCCCUCUUAAAAUAAAGUUCUAAAUAGCCUCAUACAAUACUUCUCAAUGCUAAUCAUUCUGUAGUAUUUUAGUGGGAAUCGCCUUAAUUUAUUAUAAACAGUAGACAGCACAGCUUUGUUACUUUAAAUUAAGUCCCCUUUACACUGGCCGGCGUCAUUUCAGCGUCCCUUCUACAAUCAAUAAUGUUGUCAAGAAGCUCAAUUGUCGCCAAAGCAAUUAAAUCCUGUCUCAGUGUAAAUGCUUCUUCGUCCCUUGUGCCUUCUUUGAACGACCGAAUAUAGGUUUUACUGGUAAAACAGCGAGCGACCUGUGCGUCCACUGGAGCUAUCCGCCUACCUCCCCUGUGCGUCCCCUGCACAACCUACGGGGUUCAAGGAUUCAUUACGAACCCUUCGUUAAGUUCUCUGUACCUUCAUCGACGUUUAGUGGCUGUCAUUCUUAGAUAUUUCUGCCUCCUGCUAGACCGAUAAACGAUGCUUGAACGUUCUGUGUGCGAAGCGAUCACAGUGUGUGCUUUGAGCGUCCAACGGCAACCUGGCACGUUUUAUGGUCGCUGUCUAGUGUAAAGAGGGUUUUACUCACAAGAUCAAUUAACAAUAUUGCAGAUGUAUAUCUGACGAUUCACGAAACCCCCAGACUUCGCUUCCAUAGUUCAGGUUCGGUAAAACAUAUGCAUCAAAGAGAAAAAGUUGUUUCUACAUUUGAGAGUACGUCUCUACUGAUAUUGUUACUACCAACAUUGCCUUACUUCCCUGAUCAGCUAUGGCUUUCUGUGUGGUGAGGAACUUUCCAUUGUGAUUUAAUAAUAACCCUAGGAACGGAAAACUAUUGGUUAUCUUGAUAUUUCCUGUGCAGAGAACAACUCAAGACAACGCUACGAAUUCACUAAUAUCUUUUAUUUGAAUCCGACUCAGUCGCCCCCUCAGCCGAAUAUAGCUUUUUUGUGGCCGCGUUAGGAAAUAUUGAAUAGCGUUUUGUAAUAUGAGAAUGCAAAAUUCUUUAAGUAAAUAGAGUAUAAAUAUUUGUAGAUUGUGUGAAAAGGAGAGUCGAUGAAUAAACAUUACAAAGCUCCAGACUGUUGUCGUCAUUUCUCACUAUAACAUGACUAUUUAUCUAGAGACAUCUGCGAGUAUCUGUGAAAAAUCAAUCUGUCGACUGG
This is a messenger RNA of Lingula anatina, 6363 nucleotides long. RefSeq lists its product as uncharacterized. The record is from RefSeq and is a predicted model, not a curated record. Gene Ontology annotation, biological process: motor neuron axon guidance; homophilic cell-cell adhesion. NCBI's taxonomy places the organism in Eukaryota, Metazoa, Brachiopoda, Lingulata, Lingulida, Lingulidae. Gene Ontology annotation, molecular function: calcium ion binding. Gene Ontology annotation, cellular component: plasma membrane.